CCAAAUCUUGACAUUGGCUCCCUUGUGAUGCUUCCUCCUUUCAGUAUUCAGAUGUCCCCCUGGGGAAUUUAACAGAGGCUAGACAUCCGCAGGUUGCCGGCCUUCCAACUCACUGCCAGACCCAGCAUUCCAUUAUGACAUCACCACAAGGGAACAGGCUGGUGGGUGACAUCACAUGGGGACUGGCAAUGUGGGAGGAGUUGUGAGUGAUGUCACUUCUAGGCAAACAGAUUGCUUAUGUCCCGUACAAUGAGGAAUGAUGGGAUUGCUUCUUGUAGCUUCUGGUCUGAACAUGAAGACAGAGGGCCUCUUUAGAACGAGGCUGAAAUGCUACAGUGCCUUCUCCUCUUGCUAGCAUCCUUCACGAGAAUCUCCCUUACAGAGCUACAGGCCUUGCCCCCUGUGCAUUGUGGCCUGUGGCCUGAAUUCAAAGCCAUCUCAGGAUCAGGAGCAACGACUGCCUCCGAGACACUGCCCUGGCAGGCCAGCAUCCAAUCAAACGAGCUGCAUUUCUGUGGAGGUGUGAUUCUGAGCAGUUGGUGGGUCCUGUCUGCAGCUCACUGCUACACGGAGGAACUUCCUUCAGAUCUCCAUGUGGUGGUUGCUUUGAAUGGGCAUGAAUUGGAGAGAAUGAAGUUGGACAGGGUACUCAUCCACGAGGAGUUUGACUGUACAAACCUGAACAACGACGUUGCUUUGCUCCUGCUGGCCUCCCCAGUAGAGUUCGGUGAAGAGAGGAGUCCCAUUUGCCUGCCCUUGCUGCAGGACCUUGGAGCGUGGCAAGACUGCUGGGCUGCAACUUGGAGACCCACCACACCUGGCGACGAGAACACACCGACCAGAGUUUUAAAGAAAACGGAAAUGUCUCUGGUCGGCGGGGAGACCUGUUCCAAGAGCGUACAGGGGCUGACGGAGGGCAUGCUGUGCGCCGUCUCUGACGAAGGAGGGAAGGAGACCUGCAAGGAUGACAGCGGGGCUCCUUUGGUUUGCACUUCCGGAGAAGACAGGAGAUGGUUUGUGGUUGGACUAGGCAGUCAGGGUGAGGCCUGCGAAGGAAAGGGCAGCCCCGCCGUCUACACUGUGGUUUUCAGCUACCUCAACUGGAUAGAAGAGGUUACGGCCGAGGAAGGGAAACCAUUUAUCCCCGAAGGAGUGGACGUGGUCGUAGCCGAUUCUGAAAUCCCUCCUCCCGGUUUUGCUGAGUUCGAAGAGGUGACGGCUGAGGAAGAAAAACCAUUAAUCCCCGAAGAGGUGAAUGUUGUCAUAACUCAUCCCGAAAUCUCCAUUCCCGGUUUGGCCGACUCUCCCUUCCUUUCCGCCCCCUGUGCCGUUGCUUCUGUUCUGAUGUCGAUGCUUUUCCGUUUAUUGUAAUAAAAUCCGCUUUGCAAAUGCUC
Podarcis raffonei (Aeolian wall lizard) is the source of this 1394-nucleotide messenger RNA. RefSeq names its product serine protease 55-like. NCBI's taxonomy places the organism in Eukaryota, Metazoa, Chordata, Lepidosauria, Squamata, Lacertidae. Gene Ontology annotation, molecular function: serine-type endopeptidase activity. The coding region runs from base 328 to 1371 and encodes 347 amino acids. The transcript is spliced from 5 exons. The record is from RefSeq and is a predicted model, not a curated record. Gene Ontology annotation, biological process: proteolysis.